Molecule: messenger RNA, 5437 nt
Organism: Neurospora tetraspora
Lineage: Eukaryota; Fungi; Ascomycota; Sordariomycetes; Sordariales; Sordariaceae
Product: SNF2 family N-terminal domain-containing protein
Exons: 5
Coding region: 432-5039 (1535 amino acids)
Biological process (GO): protein polyubiquitination; DNA damage response
Cellular component (GO): nucleus
Molecular function (GO): ATP binding; ATP-dependent chromatin remodeler activity; ubiquitin protein ligase activity
Source: RefSeq, a predicted model, not a curated record
AAGCCCUUCUGUGUGCCUGCCCCUGCGCGCUGACCUCUUGCCUUACUAAUUUCCUGCCUAACUACAGAUGGAAGCUACCUACCCCCCUCCUUAUCACUCCUCUUCUUCUCCCCUCUCCUUGCUCAUUUCUUCCUGCUUUAUGCACCUUCAUCUCCAGGUUCACCAACUCACCGGUUGGUCAUCCGGAUCGGCCAUCCAUCCUUCAUCGCCAACCUCGAACAUGCCGGCAAGAUCGGACUGUUUAUUACCUAGACAAAGCGCAUCCACAGCGUGAUAUUUCCAGACCACUACCGCUUGCUUUGGUUGACCAACAUUGGGCGGCUUCCACACCCCCAUAUAUAUCCCAUCUUUUCCCUCGACCAAACCGUGAAUUCGCGGUCCCUGCUUCAACCUGAUCACCACGAAAUCAGUAUCCAUUGAGUUUCGCCAUCAUGCCUCCAAAGAAAAAGUCCCAAGGGCAGUCUCGACAACACCAAUCAGACUGGGAAGCCAACCCCGAAAACCUAGCAGCAUUUGUCGACUAUGUUCGAUCCAUUGGACUUGAUCCCGCCGUUUCCACUACUGAUGCCGAACUGGACUUGGAGGUUCGACCUGCAAAGCGCGCGAAACUUUCACGGGGCGUAUUCAAGCCUAGCGAUGCCGUCUGUAUCGACGAGCACACAGUCGCCCUCCCUGCCCGUGAGACGGCGGCCAUUCCCAAAUAUUUUGCCCUCCACAAGCAAAACAUUGGAGACUACGUAGAUGUUUGGGUGGUGAACGCCAAACCCGACCGUCGUGAUCCAGAACGUGGCACUUGGUACUUGCAUCUUGCUCCUCGCAAAAACGGCGGUCGCGCAAACAAAAACAAGGGCGCCCAUAUCUGCUAUGUCCUCAAGACAAGGACAAUCUCUCGAAGACUUGCUCUCAUGGCCCGUGUUGCUAAGACGCAAUCAUUUGACCCUGGGUCCAAGGGCUAUCUUUGGACAGCUGUGGAUAUCGCCAUCCGUCAAGAAGGAGCAUCUGUCAAAAUCGAUGUCACUCUCAGACUAAUGUGGAACACUAGUACAGAUGUGUACCAGUCCAAGGUUCAGCAGGGGCUGAAAACCCAGGUGCUGAUGGUGUAUUACCCGAAUCUACUUGUUUCAGCACAGGAGACCAUAGCAUGGUCUCCACAGCAUUUCUACGAAGCAGCGCAUACCCCAAAGCCCAAUAUUUCCGACGGACAUCUCGCGACAGCAAAGAUCCCCAGUCUGGAGGCGGACCUUUAUCCUUUCCAGCGAAGGGCUGUCAAGUGGCUUCUACAGCGUGAAGGUGUCGAAUGGAGCGGCCUUCUUCAACCCGAUGGCCAACCUUUGGUUCAACCCUCUGAGAGUGGGGAUGCGUCUCUUCUCCCUGCCUUCUUCCACCAGGUUAAAAAUCCCAAUGGCGAUACGUUUUAUAUCAGCCCGUUAUUUGGCAUAGCGGCAAAAGACAUCACGAAGCUCCCGUCUAAUGACAUGGUCAAAGGUGGUAUUCUGGCUGAGGAAAUGGGUCUUGGAAAAACCGUCGAAGUGAUUGCUCUCACGUUGCUUCACAAACGCCCACCAGGCCCAACAGUGGUAUAUGACCCUUUCCUUGGCCGCGAGCUCCAAACAACAGGAACGACCCUGAUAAUAACGCCUUUACCUCUUCUCGAUCAAUGGCUUUCCGAACUGAACCGCCACGCACCGACUCUCAAGGUGGUUUACUAUCCAGGGCUGAAAAAGGCGGCCAAGAUGAAGGGUGUAGACCUCUCGUCCAAGCAAUUGGCUCAGCAGGAUGUGGUCAUCACCACUUAUGAAGUUCUCCGGACCGAGAUCUGGUCAGCCGUCGAUCGUCCCGAACGAUCCAUGCGCGGAGAAAAGCAAUAUGAGCGCCAAACCUCUCCCCUCGUCGAACUUGGGUGGUGGCGCGUCUGCAUUGACGAGGCCCAAAUGGUGGAAAACUGGACCAGCAACACUGCAGUACUUGCAAGACGCAUUCCCCGCGUCCAUGCUUGGGCAAUCACUGGUACUCCGGUGAAGGAUGACAUUCAGAAAGAUCUACGAGGCCUUCUGAACUUCCUCCGAGUUGAGCCAUAUGCCUCGGAUAAAGACGCUUGGAAAGCCUUAAUGUCCGACAAGGCGCGCUUCAAGGGCCUGUUCGGCUCCAUCACAAUGCGGCACACGAAGAGUAUGGUUAGAGGCGAAAUAUCGAUUCCGCCCCAAAAACGACAUGUGAUCACGAUGCCCUUCAGCGCCGUGGAGGAACAGCAUUACCGGACUGUAUUCAGCGAGCUCGUCAACAACUGCGGCUUGGACGUUGAGGGAAACCCGAUCCAGGAAGACUGGGAUCCCGACGAUCCUGUCACACAACAGGGCAUGCGGACUGCCCUCGAUCGGCUGCGCCAAUUGACCCUCCACCCUGAAGUGGGAAACCGAAACCGCAAAGCUUUAGGGAAAAGGUCCGGCCGCCCUAUGCGAACAGUGGCCGAGGUCCUUGAUGCAAUGCUAGAGCAGAGCGACGGUGCCAUUAGGAGUGAUCAACGUAGUCUCCUGCUCAUGCAGCUCAAAAGAGGACAAAUUCUGGCUGGAAUGGACCGCGUCCAGGAUGCACUAACUAUCUGGGAGGAUGUACGCGCGAAAAGUAUAGAGAUGGUAGCAGGAUGCCGGAAACAGCUUGAAGCGAAGCUUGCAAAAGCCCCUGAGGUACCGUCAGGUGCAGAGAAAGAUAGCGAGUCGGAUGAGGAGGAGGAUACCUUAUCAGGUGCUAAAGAUGCCCGCCGUCGACUGAGACACGCCCUCGAAGUUCAGCACAUGGCCGUGUUUUUGUGCGCAAAUGGAUACUACUCGAUCAAGUCGGACGACAAGUUGACUGUUCCGGACUCAGAUGAGUUCAAGCGGCUGGACAAAAUGGAAUCCGAAGGCUACGACCUGGCGAAGGCUAUCAGGAAGGAAAUCCUGCAAGAGAGUUACGGCAAGGCGAGGAAGCUGAUGGACAAGCUUGACGAAUGUCGCGAGAAGCAAGACUUUGCGGUCAUCCCAGCAGUUGAUAUACCCGAAGAAAGUGGCGUCGAGAGUAGCAAUAUCGUCAUCGCUCUCGAGGGUAUAUACGAGGCCCUUGACCGGCAGGCCGAGAAGCUCGACGAAUGGAGAGAGCAUGUCAUCCAACUUCUGCUCAGGCCGUUGGUGGAUGAGGACAAUACCGAUGUUGAAGCCACAGGCCAGGAGUACGAGGAAUCAACAAAGCUUCAGGAUGAGAUACUGGCAUACGUACAGGUUUUGAAGGCCGCUAUCGCCGACCAACAAGCCGUAAUAUCUGGGCAACGAAACGGCCUGAUCGAACACGAAGUUGGGGUGGUGCUCAAAAUGGCACGCGAUGAUAUGGAAGUCGAAGAAGGCCAGGAGCCUCCCGAAUCGGCCAAGCGGAUCCUCGAGCUCUUUGCCUUUCGCGAAAGUAUCAAGCCGAAAUUCAAGGAAAGUGAUGGCCACACAUCCUUGAGGGGCAUUAUCUCGAAGCUUCGAGCUAUGAUGACAGAUUUACGGCAUCAGGAAGCGAGUGGGAGCAAAAGAGCAAAACUGGAGCUUGCUUUGGCAGAGCGCUUGUUAAAGUCAACUCAGGCUCAACAUACGGACCAAGGCAAAGCAGCGACCGCCAUGGAACAAGAGGUGGAGAACUUCACUGAUAUCUUGAACGCACGUCUUGAUUUCUACCGGCAACUGCAGCAGGUUUCGGAUUCGGUAGAGGAGUACACAGGGCCCACGAAUGAAGAAGCCCUGCAGAGGGCCGUCAGCGAGGAAGAAAGGUUGAAGACGAAACUGGCUACAGCAGAGUCGAAGCAUCGUUACUUGCUUCACCUCAAACAAGCCGAUGCCUCCUCCGACGAGGAACGAAUGUGUGUCAUCUGCCAGUCUCCAUUCUCCAUCGGCGUCUUGACAGUCUGCGGCCAUCAGUUCUGCAAAGAGUGCAUCACAAUGUGGUUCGCAGCUCACCACAACUGCCCGGUCUGCAAGCGCUCUCUCAACCGCUCCAACCUUCAUGACAUCACCUACAAACCUCAAGAGCUCAAAGUCCACUCGGAAGGCCAUACACGAGGAGACUCCUCCAAUAAGCAGCUAGCCCACCGCGAACAACCAACAUCCCCGUCAAAGUCCAAGAAACACUCAGCCAAAAUCUACACCGAAUUCAACCCCUCCAAACUCGCCGAGAUCCAAAACAUUGACCUAGAAAACGGUCCCCACUACACCACCAAAGCCGACACCUUAAUCCGCCACCUCCUCUGGCUGCGGCAAUCCGACCCCGGCGCCAAGUCCAUCGUCUUCUCGCAGUACCAGGACUUCCUCUACGUCUUAGCCCAGGCCUUUGAACGCUACCGCAUCGGCUACUCCUCAUUCGACCGCGGCGCUGUGUCCAGCGUCGCCUCCUUCCGCGAAGACCCCUCCAUCGAAGUCUUUUUGCUGCACGCGCGUGCGCACGCGAGCGGGUUGAACCUGGUCAACGCCAGCCAUGUGUUCCUGUGCGAGCCGCUGCUGAACACGGCGCUGGAGCUGCAGGCUAUUGCGCGCGUGGAUAGGAUUGGUCAGAAGCAGGAGACGACGGUGUGGUUGUAUAUUGUGGAUGGGACCGUGGAGCAGAAUGUUUAUGAGUUGAGUGUGAAGAGGCGGUUGGAGCAUAUGGAGCAUCGGAAGGUGACUACUACUACUACGUCCUCGAUAAGAACGAAGGGAAAGAGCAAGGAGAAGGAGUCCGAGAUGCUAGAAGAAAUCAGCAGCCUCGACGCGGCCAACGCGCAAGAAAUGCAGCAAGCGCACUUGAGUAAACUUAUGGGUAAAGGAUCGGAUGGAGUGGUGGGUGAGGCGGUGGAUCAAAAUGAUUUGUGGACUUGUCUGUUUGGAAGUGCCAAGCCUGCAGAACGGGCACCACCGACAACUGGUGGUGGUGGUGGUAAUGAUGAGGAGGCGGAGAGGUUGUUGGUGGAGAAUCCGGUGACGAGGGGGUUCUUGGCUGGGGAGGCGGCGGAGGAGAGGAGUAGGAGGAGAAGGGAUGGUGAAGCUUCAGGUUGAAGAGGAGGAGAUGGAAGUGAAUGAAGAGCUGGAGUAACGCGUUGAGUGAUAUAUACCCCUGGUUUGCGGCCCAUGAUGAUGGUUCUAUGGUCCGGGUGUGUAGUUGGGUUGGGUUUAUGGUUAGCUACACACUGCACUAGUCUAUCUGGUCAUUUGAGAGGCUACUAUGCCAAGGCCAGAGAAUAAUAAGAUUCAUCCAUCUCAUGGAAAUGAAAAUCAACAGGUUGCAACCGUCGUAUAUAUAUCGUUCCUUGUAUAUAUUAGAUGGGUUUCCCUUCCUUGAUAUGACAUUACUUAUAUCUCAUCUUGGAUAACCUCAUCUUGCAAAUUUCUACUCGGCGGGGACAUAGAAAUAAGUGUAGUAAGGACGUAAGUCUAUAUGUUGAAAGACGAGUGUG